AAUCAGUACGAACUCGGUUCCCGCCAGCGUAGUAACUGCUUCGCCGACGAGCGCGUGAAUAGUUUCCAAACGGUUUCCAUACCAGAUAAUCAAAAUAGGAAAUAAAUAAGACCCAUAGCCGAUAUCCGUUGCCUGGAGUCGCGUCCAAAAGUGCCUUAUUACAAUUUAUAGAAUACGCAUAUACGAGUUCACUGCCGCAGCCAGAAACAAAAGAUUCAAGCUACAAACCGACAGAUACAAGUUACAAGUUGACGCUCAGCGAAUGCGGAAGUGAGCAAAGCCGGCGGCUUUUUAAUAAUUUUUUGCGCUUCGAGUGCAAUUAAGGCAAAAGGACGCAGUUAACGUCCGAAAACAAAAAUAAUAAGAAAAACAAAAAAUGCUAAACGAUCUUUAAAUGUUCCCCAUCAUUCGUGCAAACAAAAGAAAACAAAAAGUGGAAGAAAGUGAUCGAGUGCCUUCAUUUGCAUAUCCUUGCAAAUUAAUUCAAUUAAAGAGAAGAAAUAUUAUUGAAUAAUACGAAAACGUGCAGCAAUUUCUGUUGUUCCCAGUGCCAUGUCAAACAAAAGUAUUCAAUAAUAAUAUUCAAUAACAAAUCCCCAAAACCGAAAUCGCAGCCUUAAAUCGAAGUCCAUCGAAGUUGAUUAAUCAUUGCGCCUUGAACUGAUCCGUUCGUGACUCGUGAGUCAGAGCAGCGCCACUUAAUUAUCCGCAAAUAAAGUACGGAUUCGAGCCGCAAAUUAUCGGGCUAAAUAUUUGGCUGCCAAUUGGUAGAAUUGGCAGAACCCCGGCCCUUUCCCUUCCUCCGUCCCGUGAAGCUUCAUGCGAAAAACGCCGCUUAAAUGCAUACGGAUAUCAUAAUUGGUGAACAAUUUGCCGUCAACAACAAUUAUUGGGUGAUGCAGUCCCCGGAACUAGACUAUCGGCACGAGCUGAUGGGACGUCUGCAUAAAAUCGAGCCCGCCGAUGUUGAACUCGAGGUUCUGGCAGCCGCCGCUGUAGCCUCCAACAACAACAAUAGCAGCAGCAACAACAACCACAACAGCAACAGCAGCAGCAACAGCAACAGCAGCCAAACCCCCACCAGCAACAGCAACAGCCUGCAGCAUCAGUUCCACCAUCACCUGCACCACCACCACAACCACUCGCACCAGCACCACCAUCAGCACCACCACCUGCACCAGCACGCGCAUCCGCACCACAGCCUGCAGAGCGGCGACAGCGGCGGCGGUGCUUCGGAGGCAUGGUCGCACCACUCGCUCGCAGCCACCGCAUACCCCACCGAUCAGUCGCAGCAACAGCAACCGCAGCAAAUUCAGUCCGCCGGCUCCCCGAACUCGAACUCGAACUCCGCCUAUGGAUGUGCCCCGCUCUACGAUGGGGCGCCCUACGAGGUGGCUCUGGGCUACGGCGGCGGUGCGACGGUGGCAGGUGGCGGCGCGACGGGUGCCACCAGCGACAAGGAGUAUCUAUAUGAAACCAAAAACAAAGAGGCUCUCUAUGCCGAUCCGCUGGACGAUCCCUAUCAGCGACCUGUGCUCUGGGACGAUAUUACUACCUCAAUCCAAAAUAUCGACCCGGAGAAUGCGCUCAUGCUGAGCAGUAGCAGCUCCAGUAGCAACAACAACAACAACAAUACCACCAACAGCAACAAUAACAGCAGUAGCAACAACAACGGCGACAACGCGACAUCGCAACUGCCACAGGUCAAGAUGGAGGCAAUCGAUGAGAGCCUGCUCGAGACUUUCUCAACGCCGCUGCUCAGUCCUUUGGAGAUAAAGACGGAAAAGCAGCAGCGACAGCAGCAGCAACAGCAUCAGUAUCAGCACCAACACCAGCAGCAACAGCAACAGCAGCAGCAAUACCAGCAGCAGCAACAGCAACAGCACUAUCAGCAACAUUAUCAACAGCAGCACUUGUACCAGCAUCAUCCGAGUCUGGCGCUCUCGGGCUUGCCACCCGCUGUCGAGGUGGUGGAGUUGCAACUCCACCAGCAACAGCAGCAACAUCUGCAGCAUAGCGGCAGCAGCAGCCCCAAGCUGGCGACCCCCGGCGACAGCGGGAGCACCGGCAACAGCAGCAACACCUCCUCCUAUCAGCAACAAUACGCAUCUCAAUUGGUCGGCGGGUCGGGCGGCGGCAACUAUCUGAACGGUAGCAGCAGCAACUCCUACGGCUACAGCUGGCACAGCAGUCAGACCUUCCACACCAAAUACCAAAUACACCCGCCAUCAGCCGCCGCAACAGCCACUGCCACGCCCACAGCUCAACUCGGUGCUCAACAACAACAGCAGCAGCAACUGCAGCAGCUUUGUCCCCCGGCGGCACCCAGCACCCCCUCUGCCAGCUCCUCCUCCAUCUCAUCCUCGUCGGGCUCCUCCGCCAGCCGACACAUGUUCGUGCCGCCCCUGACGCCUCCUAGCUCGGAUCCCGGAAGUCCUGGAAGCUCCAUGGUGGCAGCUGCCGCUGCAGCAGCCGCCCAACGUCGCACCACCCCACCGCCACCCUACCAGCAAGGUCAUCCACUAGGCGGCUUGUGCCCCAGUCUGGUGAACACGCCGCCCACCCUGCAACUACUGGGCGGGGCAGUGGGUAACCCCAAUGGCUCCACAACCGUGCUCACCCCCCUCACGCCAGCUAGUGCCAUUGCUGCAGCUCAACAAACGCAGCAGCAGCAGCAACAGCAACAACAGCCAUCUCAGCAGCAACCGCAGCAGCCACCACCACCGCCCCCGCGGUCAGCGGGAGCCGGGAGGCGUGGCCGGCACUCGCACCACCAGCCCGGAACGGCGGCGCACAUCGCCAGUCUGAUGAGCGUACGCACGGUGCGGUACAACCGCCGGAACAACCCGGAGUUGGAGAAACGUCGCAUCCACCACUGCGAUUUUGUGGGCUGCUCCAAAGUUUACACCAAGAGCUCGCAUCUGAAGGCCCAUCAAAGGAUCCACACCGGCGAAAAACCCUACACCUGCCAGUGGCCGGAAUGCGAGUGGCGCUUUGCAAGAUCGGACGAGCUGACCCGGCACUACAGGAAGCACACCGGAGCCAAACCCUUCAAGUGCAUCGUGUGCGAAAGGAGCUUCGCGCGGAGCGACCACCUGGCGCUACACAUGAAACGCCAUUUGCCCAAGAACAAAUGAGGCAGAGCCACUAAUAGCCACAAAAUUAACUAUACCACAAUCCAAAGGACUUUAGCAUAGAUAAAAUGAAUUCGUUUAGUUGAAAGGUUAACUACUACAUUGUACACAAACUAUUUUAGAGAAAGCUAACCAAUGUAAUCGGAACGGUAUAGAUCCCACACAUAGAUGUAUGGAGUAUAUACCAGCUCCAACUCAAUUAACUCAAAUGCAAAGUACGUUUAAGUAAAUGAAAUUACCACCUGCUUAAAGAAAAUCCUAUCUACCAACUAACCCGCACGAUAACGAAGAUAUAUCUUAGCCGUUCAGCAGCACAAGUACCCACAAAUCGGAAUAGUUCUUACAGUAGGCUAAGAUGCGUGUAUAAAAUCAAAAACAAUUCUUUAGAUUUACGUAGAUGUUUACUUCGAUAUCUUCAAUUAGGUGGGUGAUUGCCACAUAAGCUUAGCAAACCCCCUGUAUGUAUUU
Molecule: messenger RNA, 3602 nt
Organism: Drosophila bipectinata
Lineage: Eukaryota; Metazoa; Arthropoda; Insecta; Diptera; Drosophilidae
Gene: dar1
Product: dendritic arbor reduction 1
Biological process (GO): regulation of transcription by RNA polymerase II
Molecular function (GO): RNA polymerase II cis-regulatory region sequence-specific DNA binding; DNA-binding transcription factor activity, RNA polymerase II-specific
Source: RefSeq, a predicted model, not a curated record